Melospiza melodia melodia is the source of this 4364-nucleotide messenger RNA. RefSeq names its product potassium voltage-gated channel subfamily H member 8 (gene KCNH8). Gene Ontology annotation, cellular component: plasma membrane. Gene Ontology annotation, molecular function: voltage-gated potassium channel activity. NCBI's taxonomy places the organism in Eukaryota, Metazoa, Chordata, Aves, Passeriformes, Passerellidae. Bases 100 to 3429 code for a protein of 1109 amino acids. The record is from RefSeq and is a predicted model, not a curated record. Gene Ontology annotation, biological process: potassium ion transmembrane transport; regulation of membrane potential. The transcript is spliced from 16 exons.
UCCUCCCUCCCUACCUUCCCCCGGGCGCCCUCUGCACUUUCUUCUCGAGCCACCCUCGUAGACAAACUUUGAUGGGGAACCUCGCACCGCGCUGGAAAAAUGCCGGUUAUGAAGGGAUUAUUGGCACCCCAGAACACCUUCCUCGACACCAUCGCCACCCGGUUUGACGGCACACAUAGUAACUUUAUCCUUGCAAAUGCUCAGGUGGCUAAGGGAUUCCCCAUUGUUUACUGCUCUGAUGGCUUCUGUGAGCUUGCUGGAUUUGCACGGACUGAAGUCAUGCAGAAGAGCUGCAGCUGUAAAUUCUUACUUGGUGCUGAAACAAAUGAGCAGAUGAUUCUUCAAAUUGAGAAAUCGCUGGAGGAAAAGAUAGAAUUUAAAGGAGAAAUCAUGUUCUAUAAGAAGAAUGGGUCUUCAUUCUGGUGCUUACUGGAUAUUGUUCCUAUAAAGAAUGAAAAAGGAGAUGUGGUACUCUUUCUGGCCUCUUUCAAAGACAUAACAGACACAAAAGCGAAGAUUGCCGCAGAAGACAAAAAGGAAGAAAAAUGGAAAGGAAGAGGAAGAGCAGGAUCACAUUUUGAGUCGGCACGCAGACGGAGUAGAGCUGUCCUUUAUCACAUCUCUGGACAUCUACAAAGACGAGAGAAGAACAAAUUAAAAAUUAAUAAUAAUGUUUUCGUAGAUAAACCAGCAUUUCCAGAAUACAAAGUUUCAGAUGCAAAAAAAUCCAAAUUCAUAUUGCUGCAUUUUAGCACUUUUAAAGCUGGCUGGGACUGGCUUAUUUUACUGGCAACGUUUUAUGUUGCUGUGACUGUACCUUACAAUGUUUCCUUUAUUGGCCAUGAUGAGCUGUCUACAACUCGAAGCACAACUGUCAGUGACAUUGCAGUGGAAAUUCUCUUUAUCAUCGAUAUUAUUUUAAAUUUCCGAACAACAUAUGUCAGCAAGUCUGGCCAAGUGAUAUUUGAGGCAAGAUCUAUUUGUAUCCACUAUGUGACCACGUGGUUUAUCAUUGACUUAAUUGCUGCACUUCCUUUUGAUCUUCUUUAUGCUUUCAACGUCACUGUGGUUUCCCUUGUCCACCUUCUGAAAACCGUGCGGCUGCUGCGGCUGCUGCGCCUGCUGCAGAAGCUGGAUCGCUACUCCCAGCACAGCACAAUCGUCCUCACGCUCCUCAUGUCCAUGUUUGCCUUGCUUGCUCACUGGAUGGCCUGCAUCUGGUAUGUCAUAGGGAAAAGGGAGAUGGAGCAGAACAACCCCCUUACUUGGGACAUAGGUUGGCUUCAUGAGCUAGGAAAACGAAUUGAAUCUCCUUAUUAUGAGAAUAAUACACUUGGAGGCCCAUCAAUCAGAAGUGCCUAUAUAGCUGCCCUGUAUUUCACUCUCAGCAGCCUCACCAGUGUUGGCUUCGGAAAUGUUUCAGCCAAUACUGAUGCUGAAAAGAUCUUCUCCAUUUGCACAAUGCUGAUUGGGGCUCUGAUGCAUGCCUUGGUGUUUGGCAAUGUGACUGCCAUAAUUCAGAGGAUGUACUCCAGGUGGUCCCUUUAUCACACAAGAACCAAGGAUUUGAAGGACUUUAUACGGGUCCAUCACCUGCCACAGCAGCUAAAGCAAAGGAUGCUUGAAUAUUUCCAAACCACGUGGUCUGUCAAUAAUGGAAUUGAUUCCAACGAGCUUUUAAAAGACUUCCCAGACGAGCUGCGUUCAGACAUCACCAUGCACUUGAACAAGGAGAUUUUGCAGCUUUCCCUUUUCGAGUGUGCCAGUCGUGGUUGCCUCAGGUCUCUGUCUCUGCACAUCAAAACCUCCUUCUGUGCUCCUGGGGAAUACCUCCUGCGGCAGGGAGAUGCCCUGCAAGCGAUCUACUUUGUGUGCUCAGGUUCCAUGGAAGUCCUGAAGGACAGCACUGUGCUGGCAAUCCUUGGCAAAGGAGAUUUAAUUGGAGCAAACCUAUCCAUUAGGGAUCAAGUGAUUAAAACAAACGCAGAUGUUAAAGCUCUAACAUAUUGUGACCUCCAAUGUAUUAUACUCAAAGGUCUCUUUGAAGUGCUCGACCUGUACCCAGAGUAUGCUCACAAGUUUGUUGAAGACAUCCAGCAUGAUCUCACUUACAAUCUAAGAGAAGGCCAUGAAAGUGAUGUAAUAUCAAAAUUAUCCAACAAGCCUACACUAUCCCAGACAGAGCUCAAGGGAAAUGGAAAUAUAAAAAAGAGACUCCCUUCUAUUGUGGAAGAUGAAGAUGAGGAAGAGGAGGGAGAAGAAGAAAGCAGCACCCUUUCACCAAUUGAUACACGAAGCACAAAUAGCUCUCAGCAGAAGAAGACUGCAAGCAGCAAAAGCCACCUAGGGAGAAACUUGAAGCAGCUGGCCUCAGGAACUGUACCCUUCCAUUCCCCCAUCCGUGCUUGCAGUUCAAACCCCUCACGAGCCAAACAUGAAACAGAGAUCCAUUACUACUCCAAAAGGAAGGAUAAAAACCUUAAAUUGUACCUGUCAGCGCUGACUGCCGGCGGCCCACCUGAUCUGAGCCCAAGAAUUGUCGAUGGGAUUGAGGAUGGAAACCAUAACGAAGAAAGCCAAACCUUUGACUUCAGCUCUGAUCAGCUCAGGCAGGAAUCCAGGUUAUCUCCUACAACUGGAGAGGCUGAAAUUGGUGCUGCUGUGCUCGUUAUCAAAGCAGAAGAGACCAAACAGCAGAUCAGCAGGCUUAAUAAUGAGAUAACAUCUUUAAGUCAGGAAGUCUCACAAUUACGUAAGGAUAUGAAGAAUGUGAUGCACCUUCUGGAAAACCUGCUCACGUCCCAGAAGCCUCCAGGAUUCUGUGCUGUGCACAGCCUAUCUCGAAGUCCCACAAUGGACAGUCUGCAGCCUCGAGUGGCUUGGACUACACAUCAGCCUUGCUCUCACACGCAAGCUGGCAACUUCUCUUGCACCAAAGCACAACUUUGUCGUGGAAACACACUAUGUGACAUUUGGAAUACAGAUCUGUCUUCUGUAGGCAGCAGUCCCCAAAGGACUGAACCCAACCUGCAAAAUUCUAUGGAUGGUGAAUUUUAUUAUACAACAGGCCUUCAAAAUUCCCCUUCCCAGUAUCAGGUAAUUCAGAAAGACAAUCUGCAAUUUUUAAGAUGCACCUCUCCCCAUUCAGACACUACCCUGACUCCUCUUCAGUCUAUUUCAGCAACCCUUUCUCCUUCAGUAUGCUCUUCAUCAGAGACAUCACUGCACCUAGUGCUGCCCAGCAGAUCAGAGGAAGGGAGCUUCAGCCAAGGAGCAAUCAGCUCCCUAAGCCUUGAGAACCUGCCAGGAUCAUGGGACCUGGAAGGAACAGCCGGAGUAACUUCUGCACAGAGCCCAGAUUUCCCAGUAGACAUUGUGACAAGCACGAGGGAUGUUAAAGAUAAAGACUGCCAAGCCAUAGAUGUAUGAGAAACAGUGAAGUGGUACUCAAAGCAUGUUCCACAGCUGCCAGUUUUAACUUUAGAGAGUACUGCAUGACUGCUUUAUUUGAUCCCCGUUUUGGCGAUCAUGGAGACUUACAAACGUGAAAAUUCAGACUUAUAGAAAGUAAGAAAAGGUAAUGGUUCAUACUAUAGGAAAAACAAUAAAUUUCUAGAUUCUAGAAGCAUGUUGAAAAAACAUUUUGAAUACAUAUAUAACCUGUCUGUUUGACAGACUUUUGUGAUAGUCCAAAGACCCUGAGGGUCAGAGCAGCUGGAAGUCUAGCACAAAGAACUGUCGUGGGUGGCUUUUGUUCAUCGAAGCAAAGGUUUUCCCUGAGUGUCUGACUGUUGUUCCCAAACAAUAUCUAUGGCACUGUUUGCUUCAGGUGAUCGUGGGUCCUGCUGGUCUUUUUGUCAGUUCUGUGAAGGCAAAGGACAUUCGCUGCAUGUCAUCUAGACAAUCAACCAAAUAGAGCUGCUAGAGAGUGCUUAGAUGUUGCACGUUAUUUGUCAUGUAAAUGAAACCUCUUAAUUUAUCUAAAAAUACUAUUUUUAUAUACUUGGUAUGAAACAUGUACCUAAAAAUUAUUUAAAAUAUUUAUAAAGAGAAUAAGAGUUUGGUUUCAUUUUGGUAAAAGCUUGCAGUUUUAACAAGAAAUGCACUACCAUCGUGUAUUAGAUCAAAUACUAUUUAUUGUUAAGAUAUCAUGUAGUUUACAAAUGACUUCCCUUUUAUGUGCAUGCAAUUUGCAAUGAAUGUACUCAUUCUGGUGGAAUACAAAUAAAUUAAGGUAUUAUUUUAUUUAAAAAAAUAAAAGAGCUGAAAUGUUAUAUCCUAUAAUAAGGUAUCACUACUUAAAAAACGAGUUGUUGUACUGAUACCAUUAAUUAUUCUUGGUUUAUGUCUUAGUAUUGCAUUGU